Molecule: messenger RNA, 1606 nt
Organism: Bursaphelenchus okinawaensis
Lineage: Eukaryota; Metazoa; Nematoda; Chromadorea; Rhabditida; Aphelenchoididae
Source: the annotation of a GenBank genome assembly
AUGCCGGACUUUCGGUUACCAUUGGUUGUGGCUGCAGUUUCUGUUGUUGUAUAUGUCUCCGCUCAACAGUCAGCACAAAGUAAGUCGUAUCUUGAUGAAAAACACACGUAGAUAGACUAGUACCUUCGUAUUAAAGCUAAACAACGUUUUACCUAUUUUACAAUAACCGUAGGUUACCUUAUGCAUCAAAAAUGCUCCGUUUUUUCGACAAAUCCAAAUAUUAUUGUUUUGUCCGGACAAACCAUUGCCUUUUUCGAGCUUAAAUUCAAAAAUUCAAAUUACAUAAAAACAGCGCGAAAGCAUGGUCCAAUCCGAGAACUCUCAAACCGUUAGCCGGGGGUUUAAACCACAGUGAUCCAUCUUCAUUUCGCUUCCAUCCAAACUUUUCCUUUCGUUCGCUUUCCGGUUUUCUCAAUGACCCGAAAAGUCGCCGCCGUAGCUGAACGGCUCUGUUUUCUUUGCGGAACAUCAUAAAUAACAUCCAGUUGCAUCUCCGUCAACGAGUUUCCUGGAUCCUCGCUGAACUUACAAAAAUUUCGCUUUUCGUCUUACUUUUCCGGAAAAAAAUAUUUUUUUUGUUCAGUUUACUGAAAAAUAUAUAAAAGAGUAAAGCAAUGGUGUAACAUAGUCUAAACUGAACCAAACAAAAGUAUAAAAUAAAUAAUCAAGAUAGAAAUAACAUAAAGCUACAUUGAUCAAUGUAACAAAUUAUUAUUUCAGGACAAGGCCAGAUUAUCGCCGAUUUAGGUAAAUUAAUCGUCGAGAACUGCCCGCCUAUGUUAUGUACAGGUCUGGACUGUGCUGUUGUGACAGAACGUAACGGCUGUCAGGUAAGCUUUCUCUUGUAAGCUAAAAGUUUAUUUUUUUCGCUAUAAAAACCUUUUUCGACAAAAAUAGUAAGAAAAUAAAGUGGUAUGACAUGUUUAAUGAAACAUGUUUCAGCUAUGUGCCUGUCCAAUCGGAUCCCCAGCCAGAGGUUGUGAUCCAAUGCCAUUCGUUUUGUGGCACGACCUUAUCGUAAACGGAUGUCCAAAUGUUACAGUAAACACCAGGGAUCCAGCACAAAAGGUUCACCGAUGGUUCCGACGAGUAAGUGUUAUACAAGUCGGCCAAAGGUUUAUACUGCCUUUAAGCAACUUAUACUACUGUUCCAAUAAGUAGGAGAAAUUAAAAAUCUGGCCAAAAUUUACGUACAUGUAAAAGUGUGACAUCUACUUUUCAUCUUAAAUUUUAACAUCCUGCUGUUCAAACUAGCAUAACAGUAGCAAAUUAUCAUAGGUUUUCAAUAUUUUACCUUAACAACAAUUUUAAGCCAACUUUUCAAUCAAAGUUACCUAAAAGUGCACUUAAACCUCAAUUUUAUAUUACUUCCGCGGAUUACUUUGAAAUUCGAGUAAUCGUGAAGUUGCGCAAUCUUAUCCCUCGCCCAAAACCAGUAGUUAAUUUGUAGGUGAACCGGUUCACGAACACCGACCAAUGUGAGCCCUACAUCUUCCCCUACUGCGCCGAGCUCGACUUCAACCUGUGGCGGUCGCCGCGCACCAAACAAGAAUGCGAAUUGUACUGUUACUCAGUCGACGAUCAGAGGAAACGAGGUAUCAUCUAA